AUGCGAUUGCGCGGUCGCAAACUUUCUGAUAGCAGUAGCAGCGAUUUCCUAUUCCAAGAUGCUGAUUUUCCAUUGAAACUGUUCGUCCCAAUCAUCACGAUUUAUUUAGCUAUUUGCUCAUUAAUUGUUAUUGCAAUUGAUCAUUCGAGUAAACCAUAUACAAGGAUGUCGUUUGGCGAUGCAUUCUACUUCUCAAUACUCGGAGAUAAGCUCAUAACAGUUGAUCAGCUGAUUAGUUACAUGACAAUGGCAACGAUUGGAUUGGGUGAUGUGAUGCCGACAAAUGUGGAGCAUAAUCCGCUGAUUGCGCUAACAUUUCCCUUGCUGGCGAUUGCACUGCCUGUCUUUGAGGAUAAUGUUAUACAGCGAGAUCAUAUAUUCCAAAUUGAUGACGAGAAUGCGUACAUUCCGGAUGGUGGGAGAACACGAAGCGCCACAAUGGCCAGUAUAUAUGGUGCUACACUUGGCAUCUUCUCUUGUGACUUCGAUUCCAAUCACGAGGGUAGUUCACAGAUGCAGCCAGGAAUGCCAGUGAUCUUGGAAUCAAAGACCGAUGAUUCCCUAAGACGAGGUGAGUUCCACGUCAAACUUAUUCUUAGUGCCAAUUUGGGGCAGAAAACGAAAAUCAAUGCUGUGAAUUCCGAUAAAGAUCUGAAUCGGUCAAUUCGGCGAAAGCUGCUUCGUCAGAAGUCUGUACAGUAUCCUGCACAGCAACCUGUGAGGCGGAUUCGAACAGUGAGCCAACCGAUUGUGGAACGGAUUCGAACAAUAAGCGAAGACAUCCCUAUCUAG
Molecule: messenger RNA, 792 nt
Organism: Gongylonema pulchrum
Lineage: Eukaryota; Metazoa; Nematoda; Chromadorea; Rhabditida; Gongylonematidae
Source: the annotation of a GenBank genome assembly